This is a messenger RNA of Maniola jurtina (meadow brown), 1635 nucleotides long. RefSeq names its product hsp90 co-chaperone Cdc37 (gene Cdc37). The transcript is spliced from 5 exons. Gene Ontology annotation, molecular function: protein kinase binding; heat shock protein binding; protein-folding chaperone binding. Gene Ontology annotation, biological process: protein stabilization; protein folding. The record is from RefSeq and is a predicted model, not a curated record. Lineage: Eukaryota; Metazoa; Arthropoda; Insecta; Lepidoptera; Nymphalidae. Gene Ontology annotation, cellular component: cytoplasm. The coding region runs from base 147 to 1268 and encodes 373 amino acids.
CUGACAUUUAUUAUUAAAAUAAUUAUCGCUGCCCUACAAUUUUUAUUACAAAUCAAAAACGCCUAUCCUGCCGUAUUAUUUAAGAUUUCGUUGAAACUAAAAAUUAAGUUAUUAAUUAGCACAGGUAACCGAGAUUAUUAGCAGAAAUGGUGGACUACAGCAAAUGGAAAGAUAUCGAAAUCUCGGAUGACGAGGAUGAAACGCAUCCAAACAUUGACACUCCAUCACUCUUCCGGUGGCGGCAUCAAGCUCGCGUGGAACGUAUGGAAGAAAGGAAACGUGAAAAAGAAGAACACGAACAACGAAAAGCCGAGGUUAUAAGAAAGGUUGCUGAAACUAAGCAGAAAAUAGCACAAGUCGAACCAAACAGCCCCGAUUUGGAAUCGUUAAAAAAAGCACUUGCUGAAUUAGAGAAGGAAGAACAAGAGAUACAAAAGAAAGAGGAUGAAUUACGCAAGAAAGAAAAGAAAACUCCUUGGAAUGUUGACACGAUAAGUGAGCCUGGUUUCACUAAAACAAUCAUAAACACAAAGGCAUUACGACCGAGGGAGGAAAAUUUAACUGAAGAGGAAAAAGAGGCCAGAAUGAGAAAGUUUAUAAAUGAUAACGAGAAGUUGCUGAAACAGUUUGGUAUGCUGCGCAAGUAUGAUGACUCAAAACAGUUUUUGCAGCAACACAGUCAGCUGGUUUGUGAAGAGACGGCCAACUAUCUUGUCAUUUGGUGUAUAAACUUGGAAAUGGAAGAGAAACAUGACCUGAUGCAACAUGUGGCUCACCAGACUAUCUGCAUGCAGUACAUCCUGGAGCUGUCUAAACAAUUGGAUGUGGAUCCUAGAGCCUGUGUGGGAUCAUUCUUCUCCAGAAUCCAAAUAGCAGAAAAAACUUACAAAGACUCAUUUGAUGAUGAAUUAGAGCAGUUCAAAGCUAGAAUCAAGAAGAGAGCAGCAGAGAAGAUUCAAGAGGCCAUCCGCGAGCAGGAGGAAGAGGAGAGGAAGGCCAGGCUUGGACCUGGAGGGCUGGACCCUGUUGAAGUUUAUGAGGAAUUACCUGAUGAGCUGAAAAAAUGUUUUGAUGCCCAAGAUGUACCAAUGCUACAAGCGACCAUAGCGAAAAUGCCAGAACAAGAAGCUAUUUACUACAUGAAGAGAUGCGUAGACUCGGGCCUAUGGGUUCCAGGAAAGAAUGAUGAGGAACCAACGAUGAAGGAAAAUGCUACUCCCGAGCAGAAGAAAGAUUCUCCUUCAGUUAGCACUGAUGAUUUAGACUGAUCGAUUUAAUAAUGCCUUUUAUUUUGUUUAAGAUAUUUAGUUUUUGUGUUUAGGGGAAUGCCACGAGUGAUUUACUUAUUUAUUUCCAAAUUAUUGCAAAAGUCUGAAAAUCAAGAUAGAUGGUGAUAUGUGACGCCAAUGAAAAGAGAGCCAGUGCGUGCCAGACCUUUGUUAUUUUAUAAAAGCUGAAAGUUUCUCUGUGUAUUGUCUCCAGCACAGGGACACCUAAGAUGCCACUUGCAUCUUAAGAGGGGUCUCUCCGUCACUCGCUCCAUACAAACGUAGUUCGUCUCAUUGGAAUACUAAGCAAUCAUACUCAAUGGAAUUUUGUAGAAACGUUCCAGGAACUAUCUAUGCCUGUGGUUUU